CUCUAUGUUGUUUCCCUACCCUCGCAGAUGUUAACUGAUGAAGUGGUUUCUCUCGUUUCGGUUCCAUGGACUUUUCUUCCAAGAUAGUUUUUGGCUUUACACUUUAUGAAGUCCAAUUGGUAGAUGCAAUCCAAGCCUCUGGCGGGCAGAAGACAUCUAAUGGCAAGCGCUUUAGAGAAGGUGGUGGGAUCUUAUGGAACAUUAUCAAACUGCGUGAACCAAAUGCUUACCAAGAGAUAAUGAAACAGGGCAAGGAGUUUGAGAAGCAGCUCAGGCAAGUUUCUAAGAGCAAGCCAGGAACAAAAGAAGCGACUUCCCAUAGAACCUCUUGUGCCACAACCAACCAAACUCUACCCGAACUUAUUGUGAGUAGAAUGCCGCCUGUGAGAUUUGCUCCCCCUGAAGAUGUACGGAUGCCUGUGAGAUACGAUGAUCUGUAUGGAGAAGAACACGGAAAAGAUAUACGGUAGAGUGCUAUUUGCGAUUAAACUACGGACUUGUAGAUUCCAAUUCCUUUAUAUAUAUAUAUACUUCCAGUUCCCCUGUGGGAUGGGGAAAUGCUUUUUGUUUGUUUAUUUCUUAUGCCGGUUUUACAAAGGCUAUGCUUUUUGUUUCACCU
Cuscuta campestris is the source of this 619-nucleotide messenger RNA. Lineage: Eukaryota; Viridiplantae; Streptophyta; Magnoliopsida; Solanales; Convolvulaceae. The record is from the annotation of a GenBank genome assembly.